Eptesicus fuscus (big brown bat) is the source of this 783-nucleotide messenger RNA. It is a transcript of the gene SH3BGRL3, whose product is annotated as SH3 domain binding glutamate rich protein like 3. The record is from RefSeq and is a predicted model, not a curated record. Lineage: Eukaryota; Metazoa; Chordata; Mammalia; Chiroptera; Vespertilionidae. Gene Ontology annotation, cellular component: cytoplasm. The coding region runs from base 112 to 393 and encodes 93 amino acids. The transcript is spliced from 3 exons.
GCGCGGUGACUCCCGGGCUGAGCAGGAAGGAAACCGCUCCCGAGCGGCAGCGUCUCCCGGCCGUGCAGCUGCAGCCACCGCCGCUCCUCCGCCAGUCCGUCCUCCCGCAGCAUGAGCGGCCUGCGAGUCUACAGUACGUCGGUCACCGGGUCACGCGAAAUCAAAUCCCAGCAGAGCGAAGUAACCCGCAUCCUGGAUGGGAAGCGCAUCCAGUACCAGCUAGUGGACAUCUCCCAGGACAACGCCCUACGGGAUGAGAUGCGAGCCUUGGCGGGCAACCCCAAGGCCACCCCACCCCAGAUUGUUAAUGGAGACCAGUACUGUGGGGACUAUGAGCUGUUUGUGGAGGCUGUGGAACAAAACACGCUGCAGGAGUUCCUGAAAUUGGCCUGAGCCAAGCCCAAGCUGGCCAACUGCAUUCCCUCCCCGCAUUCCCCCAGCCCCCAGCCAUUGUGGGCCAUGAAGGACCUUGUGACCAACUCCCUGUUAUUCCUAACCUUCUGACCUUGGAGCCCUGUCCCCCAACCCAAGCCUCUCCUCCUCCCUUUAACUGUAGACCCCCCCUCCUCAUUCAGAGGCAGCAUUCCUGACCCAGUAGUCUCAGAAAUUGUCUUAAGCAACAGCCCAAGUGCUGGCUGUCUCAGCCUGGCUCUGGGCCUGCCACCCUGCCUGGCACUGGCUAAUGGGCAUCUUCGUUGGUUCCAUUAGCCUGGGCUCUGCCAAAGGCCCCGCAGUCCCCAACUGGGAGCACCCUAGAGACAAUUAAAUGUCCCAUUCCAUUGG